AUGGAUAUGCAACAUUGUGCCUCGAGUGAUGCCGUCUGUUACCGCGAUGCCUACCGUGGCUCCCUCGAUGCCACCUCGCUCAUCCCCUGCUCCGAUUACGAUGCCUUCGACAGAAUAGGGACUGGGAAUUGGUACACCAACGCCCCUGGCAUUUACGCCGCCGAUCACGGGCCCGUAGCACCUCGCCCAUACCCUUGCCCAUCCUUUCCCGGUCCUCUGGCAUCAUCCCCUACCACUUGCUCGCCACCUUUUGUGCCUUCUUCGCCGACAGUUUCAACUCCGACAUCUUUUCAGCAGCGAUCACCGGGUCACUCGACUUCGUCGUCGAUGUUUGAUACAUAUAUGGACAAUUCGAUGUCGUGUGAACGACGGAGUGUACGCGAGGACCUCUCACCAUCAUCAGAAACAAGUAGUACAAGGGCAUACACGAGCUCGUCGAAUGAAUCAACGCCAGAAAAAUUAGAUGGCCUAACAAAAGACCUGAAUGGCGAUGGUUGUCGAGCCAAGAGAAAGCCUUACUCCAAACUCCAGCUCAUCCAUCUCGAAGACGAGUUCAAGCGUAGUAUGUAUCCCUGCCGUGAGCGCCGUGCAUGGCUCUCUCAAGUCCUCGAACUGACCGAACGCCAGGUUAAAAUCUGGUUUCAAAAUCGACGCACGAAGCUUCGGCGUACAGUCGAACGAGAGCAGCGAGAGAACGAGCAAAUGCAACGGGACAUGGCGGACUUAGCAAUGAGAUUCUAUGUACCCCAGUAA
This is a messenger RNA of Strongylocentrotus purpuratus (purple sea urchin), 753 nucleotides long. Its product is annotated as homeobox protein Hox-A10-like. The record is from RefSeq and is a predicted model, not a curated record. Gene Ontology annotation, cellular component: nucleus. Gene Ontology annotation, molecular function: RNA polymerase II cis-regulatory region sequence-specific DNA binding; DNA-binding transcription factor activity, RNA polymerase II-specific. Gene Ontology annotation, biological process: regulation of transcription by RNA polymerase II. Bases 1 to 753 code for a protein of 250 amino acids. The transcript has 2 exons. NCBI's taxonomy places the organism in Eukaryota, Metazoa, Echinodermata, Echinoidea, Camarodonta, Strongylocentrotidae.